Molecule: messenger RNA, 879 nt
Organism: Aspergillus pseudonomiae
Lineage: Eukaryota; Fungi; Ascomycota; Eurotiomycetes; Eurotiales; Aspergillaceae
Exons: 1
Coding region: 247-708 (153 amino acids)
Source: RefSeq, a predicted model, not a curated record
GGAUAUAAUUCACAUAAUCAAGCGCCCUGACAAGUAAAGAUGAAGUGGCCUAUUCGUGAUACAGCGCUAGGGGCAAGCGCGGUAUGGGGAACUCUCUAUACUCGGACGACCAAUAUAGUAAAUAACCAGCUUAGAUAGCAAAGAAACGCUGCUCGUAUCAGCAGACAGACACUUCUCUUGAGAAAUUGUAUAAUGUGAUAUGCAACCGAGGGUCACAUUACACAAAUCCGAUUGAUCUUCCCUCUAAUGGACGCGUCCAGACAACCAACCAAUAAAAACGCAUAUAUCCAAGAGCUUAGCACACUUGAAAGAUCCAGUUUAAGCCUAUGUCAGAUACAACUUCGCGAUAAUAGCCCGAGUCUGCGGAUCCCCCUCCACCAAAUUCUUCAUCCCCUCUUUUUUCUGCUCUUCGUUUUCAAUCUGCCGAAUUUGCGCCAGCUUCUCGAUGACCAUUAUCUUCGCAUCUUGUUGCCGCUGUGCAUACCCCUCCUCUGCCUCAUCAUCACUUAUCAUCCAUCCCAAACGCAUUACAGUGCUUUCUCUCGCAUCCUCUCCCUCGCUAUCGGCUUCUGGCUCUACCGUCUUUUGUUCCUCGGCUGUCUGCUUGCCCCAGGUCUGAGUUGUAAUGAUUGGUGUAGUGUCAAUCGGCCCGGGUUUUGGAAGCGGCAUAUUGACUGUAUAUCUCUCUACGUCGACAGGCUGGAUUAGUUCUGUUAUUUAGUAUUCACAGCAAGUAUCCCAUAGAAAAAAGGCACGUGCCACGCUGCGAUUCUUAGCGAGCCACUUGAGAGAGUAUUCCACGCCUGCAAACGAGACGACGUAGCCAUCCUUGGUCUGCACGCUAUUAACGAUCCAGUCCCAGUCCUGAUGGCAAGUUGC